This is a messenger RNA of Brachypodium distachyon (stiff brome), 1504 nucleotides long. RefSeq names its product RNA pseudouridine synthase 1. The transcript is spliced from 2 exons. NCBI's taxonomy places the organism in Eukaryota, Viridiplantae, Streptophyta, Magnoliopsida, Poales, Poaceae. The record is from RefSeq and is a predicted model, not a curated record. Gene Ontology annotation, biological process: pseudouridine synthesis. The coding region runs from base 14 to 1075 and encodes 353 amino acids. Gene Ontology annotation, molecular function: RNA binding; pseudouridine synthase activity.
AAAUUUUCCCAGAAUGACGAAAGUACCCCUCCUCCUCUCCCCUCUCGUCUCCCCUCGCUUCCCCUCCCCAGCGCGAGCCCUGCAGCCGCCGUGCGCGCGCCGCCGUGCCGUGACCGCCGCAGGAGCAGGCCUAGUCCAGGAGGCGGCGAUGUCUGAGGCGGCGGCGUUGGUGGCGAACGGGGAGUACCCGUGCCCGGUGUCCCCGCCCUACCCGGCCGUCUCCAAGGACGUGGAGCUCCGGCGCGCCAUGACCGCCUCCGCCCGCUCAGGCGCCUACGCCUCCGCCGCUGUCGUGUUCGAGGACGAGUGGCUCUCCGUCGUCGAUAAGCCCGCGGGCGUGUACUGCGACGCCCUCCUCUCCGCCCUCCCUUGCUACGCCGCCGCCGCUGCAGGAGAUCCAGCAACUAAGCCUAACCUUCACCUUGCCAAUAGGCUAGAUCGUGAUACCAGUGGUCUUAUGGUCAUCACCAAGUGCAACAAGGUUGCAGCGAAGCUUGUGAAGGCAUUUACUGAGCACAAAGUGAAGAAAACAUAUCUAGCUCUUUGCAUAGGUUACCCACCGACAUGGGAGAAGAUUAGGAUAUGUUCUGGUCAUGGGCGAUCAAAACAUGGUGCUUGGCGUGUGUACGCUAUGUCUGAUGUUGGUCGAACACUGCCAGGGGGUUCCUCUGUAAGGGACAUGAGCACAAAGUUUGAAGUGCUAGGAAUCAAUGGAAAAGGACAGUUUAGAGAACCAUCGAAUGUUAACAUUGAUGAUAUAGAGUCGAUUACUGUACAAGAGAAGGCGGCUGACCAUUCUUCAACUGAUGAUUUGAAGAAUCACAUGAUUUUGGUCAGAGCCUAUCCUCAGAGUGGACGUACACAUCAGAUUCGUCUACACUGUCAGUAUCUUGGGUUCCCUAUCAGAGGCGAUGUGAAGUACGGAGGAGUGAUUGAGUGGAAUGGUGUGGAUUGUGAUGGUCAUGCACUGCACUCAGAGAGCUUGUCAUUUGUACAUCCAGUGACAGGAUUGCCCAUCACCUUCCGUGCACCUCUCCCUUCAUGGGCAAAUGAAGUUAUUUCAACAAUGGGAUAAAACUCGAUUGCCCUCAUUAUGAUGCACAGCCCUCCAGUAGCUCUGAAUUUCUUUAGCAAGACUGCAGGUCUGUAAGAUUUAAUUGCCAAAAGCACCUCUUGGAGCUCCUUUCAGGACGCUGUAUUGUUAAGUACCUAUUUGAAGGGAAUUAUAACCAUCAUUUGCAGCUGGACAACACCUUUCUUGGUGGACAAUCUUGGGCAUCUGUACUUCGUGAACAAGCUUUCACAAAUGCCGAGAUUGGUGUUCUAGUAGCACAGGUUUGACUUCAGAGUACUCCAAGUGCAACCGUGAAAUACAUUUUGUACCGCAGAGAUAUCAAGAUGGCUGUUGUAGCUUUGAUUUUAGUUUUGCAGCUGCAACCAUGUAUAAAUUAUGUACCAUGGGGGUUUCUGGUUAUUCAGCAAUAUAUACAGAGCUUUUUCUGAA